GGAGUAGUAGUGUAGAAACCGCUUUCUCUCUCUUCAGUCUCCGGUCCACACAGUCUGCUCAUCAGCCGAUGGAGUAGAGCUCCUCUUGACACGCAGAGAGCAGGUCACCAGGUUACUCCCCUAUGAUGCGCUGCCUGCUGUUACCGUGAGCGGUAUCAGCUGUAGCUAGCGCGGAAGAGCGGCAGGUCGCUUCCAGGGUCUCCCCAGCCUAAACGGCACUAUCCAUGGAUAGUUCGCCAAGUGCGCUUCUUCAGAGGGCUGUUGGUGUCCGGUUUCCCUGAAUCUCUCUCUCUCUCUGUCACUCCCUGGCUGGCUCUCUCAGUGUUAUCGCGACCCACCGGGAGUUUGGAGACGACACAAUCACCACCCAACACGCGCUCGACCAGGGCCAGGCUGUGCGAGUCACGGAUCGCUCCCGAGCCGCCCUGCGCGCUCGCCCUCGCGCUCGCCCCUAUGGAGGGGGACGUGAUGGACAAGCUGGAGGACAUGGCCUCGGUGUACGAGUUCGACCCGAUCACCGGGAACAUCCCCGCCACUAAAGUAGAGCUCACCGUCUCCUGCAGGAAUCUUCUAGAUAAAGACACCUUCUCCAAAUCUGACCCAUUAUGUGUGCUCUAUACCCAAGGAGUGGAGACCAAGCAGUGGAGAGAGUUUGGUAGAACGGAGGUGAUUGACAACACUCUAAACCCAGACUUUGUCAGGAAGUACAUCCUGGACUAUUUCUUUGAGGAGAAGCAGAAUCUACGCUUUGACUUGUAUGAUGUGGACUCUAAAAGCCCAGACCUCUCCAAACACCCCUCCGAUCUCAACGACUUCUUGGGUCAGGUGUUCUGUACUCUAGGGGAGAUCGUGGGGUCACCUGCCAGUCGACUGGAGAAACCACUGGGAGGGAUAGCUGGGAAGAAAUGUGGCACCAUCAUUCUGUCUGCAGAGGAGCUGGGUAACUGCAGAGACAGCGCGACGAUGCAGUUCUGUGCCAACAAACUGGACAAGAAGGACUUCUUUGGCAAGUCAGAUCCAUUCAUAGUGUUCUACAGGAGCAACGAGGAUGGAACGUUUACUAUCUGCCAUAAAACAGAGGUUGUGAAGAAUACGUUGAACCCAGUGUGGCAGUCAUUCACCAUUCCAGUCAGAGCACUCUGCAACGGGGACUUUGACAGGACGAUCAAGGUGGAGGUGUAUGACUGGGACCGGGACGGCAGCCAUGACUUCAUAGGGGAGUUCACCACUAGUUACAGGGAGCUAGCUCGAGGCCAGAGCCAGUUCAAUGUCUAUGAGGUGGUGAAUAUCAAAAAGAAAAUGAAAAAAAAGAAAUAUGUGAAUUCAGGAACGGUGACCCUCCUCUCCUUCUCUGUGGAAUCAGAGUGCACAUUCCUGGACUACAUCAAGGGAGGGACCCAAAUCAAUUUCACUGUGGCCAUCGAUUUCACUGCGUCUAAUGGUAACCCGUCCCAGUCCACCUCUCUACACUACAUGAACCCGUAUCAGAUGAAUGCCUACGCUAUGGCCCUGAAGGCUGUAGGGGAGAUCAUCCAGGACUACGACAGUGAUAAGAUGUUCCCUGCUCUGGGGUUUGGAGCCAAACUGCCCCCUGAUGGACAGGUCUCACACGAGUUCCCUCUGAACGGUAACAUAGACAACCCUUACUGUAAUGGUAUAGACGGCAUCCUGGAAGCCUACCACCAGAGUCUGAAGACUGUUCAGCUCUACGGCCCAACCAACUUCGCCCCUGUAGUCAACCAUGUGGCCAGGUAUGCUGCAGCGGUUCAGGACGGGUCCCAGUACUUCGUCCUCCUCAUCAUUACAGAUGGGGUCAUAUCAGACAUGGCUCAGACCAAGGAGGCCAUCGUCAACGGGGCUAAACUGCCCAUGUCCAUCAUCAUCGUCGGAGUGGGACAGGCUGAGUUUGACGCCAUGGUGGAGUUGGAUGGUGAUGACAUCAGAAUCUCUUCCAGAGGGAAGCUGGCAGAGAGAGACAUUGUCCAGUUUGUCCCGUUCAGAGACUACAUGGAUCGCACAGGGAACCAUGUCCUCAGUAUGGCCCGGCUAGCCAAGGACGUCCUGGCUGAGAUCCCUGAUCAGUUCAUCUCCUAUAUGAAGAGUCGGGGCAUCAAACCCAACCCUGCACCGCCCCCCUACACACCCUCCGGACACACACACCACACACAGAUCUGACCACCUCACACACACACACACACCUUUACACUGAGUACUGAUGAGAGAGACGGCGUCAAAGAUUUGCAACCCCUAGGAAUCCUGGGAGGGGAACUCUCCAUCUACUUCCUGAUUGGAACAUUGGGACAGGAAGUGAUGUAAGAGGAAGUUGUUAAAGCGAAAGGAGUUUGUGUCAGAACUCUCCCAGAUAGAUACCUCUCAGGACUGGGGAAGACAGUGUUUCUGUUAGUUGUGGUUCUAUCUAUUCUGUUUGUCUCUCUGGAGGAAAAGAGAGACUGCCAUGGAGAGACUAUAGGUUGCUGUACCAUACAAGGACUUGGUGAUCUAUGAAUUGUCUUUUUAUCAACAUACAUGGGCCAGUGACUGUUUUUUCUUGUCUUGUUUGAGAGCAGGUGUGGUCGAGGGGUCAUGUUGUGGUUGAAACUUGUGCCUGUCUGUGGAGUGGUCUUCUAACUGUAACGGGACAAGUGGAACCCUUAUAUGAACUCUGACCUCUCACCUUCAACCUUUGAUCUUGCUAGUCAUUGGUGUAUUAGAGUGUGUGUGUUAAGGUGGUGAUGUUUUUAGAACCCUUUCCAUCAGUUUUCUAAUUUGUUUUCGGCCUCAGACAUGUCCAAAUAUUGAUUUGUAGCUUCAUCAUUCUCAUUUGUUUUGGGCCUCAGACAUGUCCAAAUAUUGAUUUGUAGCUUCAUCAUUCUAAUUUGUUUUGGGCCUCAGACAUGUCCAAAUAUUGAUUUGUAGCUUUAUCAUCCCUGGUGAAGAAAGGAAAAGUAUUCUCUUUACGUCUUUUUUGUUUCAUUGCUUCUCUUCAUUUUCACACUCCCAUAAGUUAUCGACUCUUCUCUUGCUUUACAUUUCAAAGCAUGUUUGUGUAGGAUGAAAUGUCCCCUUAUGCCUGUAUUUAUAAUGUAUCAAAGUGGCAUGGAUAUAUAAGGAUGUAUAAUGAAUUUGUAUUUGGUUUUGAACAAUUAUUUAUACGUACCUUCCCAGUUUAGAUUUCUCUACAACACAGUUAGUUAGAAGAUAACAAUAUGGUAAAGCACAAGGGAGAGAUAGCUUAACAACCACCACAGCAAUGUAACUAUGCACAUCAGUGUUGGGACUUGGGACACGCUAUAACCUGUCUGUGACAUCCUCAUAACUGUGACAUACAUAAUCACAACUCUAACAUACAUCAUCAUAAGUAUUGGUUUUGAUAGUUGACCAGGUCAUAUUUGGGAUCAGUCAAAGAUAUUGUAAAUAUACAUAUCAUUACUCAAUUAGAAAGCACAAAAAUAUCUACUACUCAUAUUUUAUUAUCUUUCCAUCUCUCUCUUUCCAUCUCUCUAUCUCUUUCCAUCUCUCUAUCUCUUUCCAUCUCUCUCUUUCCAUC
This is a messenger RNA of Coregonus clupeaformis (lake whitefish), 3547 nucleotides long. It is a transcript of the gene cpne5b, whose product is annotated as copine Vb. NCBI's taxonomy places the organism in Eukaryota, Metazoa, Chordata, Actinopteri, Salmoniformes, Salmonidae. Gene Ontology annotation, molecular function: calcium-dependent phospholipid binding. Gene Ontology annotation, cellular component: plasma membrane. The record is from RefSeq and is a predicted model, not a curated record. The transcript has 21 exons. Gene Ontology annotation, biological process: cellular response to calcium ion. The coding region runs from base 454 to 2175 and encodes 573 amino acids.